AUGAGAACAGGAAGAGGAUCUGGUAUGCAAACUGGUCUCUCUGGGCUUCAAUACUCCACUGUGCAACUGGCUGCUGGACUUCCUCACCGACAGAACUCAGUCUGUCCAUGUUUAACACCAACCACAUCAUGAAAUAUGCAGACGACACAACAAUUGUGGGAUUAAUUAAGGACAACAAUGAGGUGAACCACAGAAAAGAGCUACAACAUCUUGUGGACUGGUGCAGAAUAAACAACCUGCUCCUGAACAUCGACAAGACAAAAGAGAUCAUUGUCGACUUCAGGAGGUCUCGACCGAACCACACACCUCUUCUCAUUAACAACAAAGCAGUGGAGAUCGUCAGCAACACUAAGUUCCUGGGGGUUCACAUUACAGACAACCUCUACUGGACAACUCACAUCACUUCACUGGUGAAAAAGGCACAGCAGCGCCUGCACUUUCUGAGACGAAUGAGAAGGGCUUCUCUCCCGUCUCUCAUCCUCUCCACCUUCUACAGAGGAACCAUUGAGAUCCUGCUGACCAGCAGUAUCUCCAUCUGGUCUGGGAGCUGCAAGGCUUCAGACUGGAAGUCUCUGCAAAGAGUGGUGAAGACAGCGGAGAGGAUCAUUGGGACUCCACUCCCCCCUAUCCAGAGCAUUGCACACAGACACUGCAUAGCCAGAGCAAACCAGAUCCUCUCUGACUCCACCCUUCCCCUCCAUGGCCUGUUCAUCCUGUUGGCAUCUGGCAGGAGAUUCCGCAGCAUCCGCUGAAGAACAGCCAGACUUAGAAACAGCUAUCUCCCACUGGCCCAUUGCUCAACAAUCCCAUCACUAAACCUGUCUGAGACUCCUUGAAAAUACUAAGUUAUAUACACUGCUCAAAAAAUAAAGGGAACACUUAAACAACACAAUAUAACUCCAAGUAAAUCAAACUUCUGUGAAAUCAAACUGUCCACUUAGGAAGCAAAACUGAUUGACAACGGAAACCCUAGUCGGGUCAAUCAGUGUUGCUUCCUAAGUGGACAGUUUGAUU
Molecule: messenger RNA, 1014 nt
Organism: Poecilia reticulata (guppy)
Lineage: Eukaryota; Metazoa; Chordata; Actinopteri; Cyprinodontiformes; Poeciliidae
Source: RefSeq, a predicted model, not a curated record